Molecule: messenger RNA, 2252 nt
Organism: Phasianus colchicus (ring-necked pheasant)
Lineage: Eukaryota; Metazoa; Chordata; Aves; Galliformes; Phasianidae
Source: RefSeq, a predicted model, not a curated record
AUGCAGGACUACAAGUCAGUGAUGGUUACAGGUAUUGUUGAUGACUUACAAGCAGCUGGAGUAAGAUGUUUUGGACCAUCAGCAAAAGCAGCUCAGCUAGCAUCCAACACCAGUUUGUCCAAAGCUUUUCUGGAUCGACAUGGGAUCCCAACAGCAAGAUGGAAAGCUUUUACCAAUCCCCAGGAAGCCUGUAGGUUUAUUAUCAGCACAGACUUUCCUGCUCGAGUGGUACGGGCGAGGGGCCCUGCAGCUAGAAAGGAAGUGACUAUUGCAGCCAGCAAAGAGGAAGCCUGCAAAGCUGUCCAAGAGAUUAUGCAGGACAGAAUGUUUGGAGAGAUCGUUGUCAUUGAAGAACUUCUUCAAGGGGAAGAACUUUCUUGCCUGUGUUUCACGGAUGGUGUCACUGUUGCCUCAAUGCCCCUAGCCCAGGCCCACAAACGGUUAUUGGAUGGUGACCAGGGUCCAAACACUGAAGGGAUGGGAGCCUACUGCCCAGUUCCUCAGGUACCAGAAGUUCUAGAGAAAAUCAAUGAUGCUAUCCUUCAACAUGUGAUUGAUAGUCUGAGACAAGAAGGAGCAGCAUAUGUAGGUGUGCUGCAGAUGGGGUUAAUGCUUACCAAAGAUGGUGUGAAAAUUUUAAACUUUAAAUGUCAGUUUGGUGACCCCCAGUGCCAGGUAAUUCUUCCACUGCUUAAAAAUGAUUUUUAUGAAGUGAUUCAAGCAGCAAUUGAUGGCAAACUCUGCAGCUUCAUGCCAGCCUGGUCAGAAAACAGUACAGCUGUGUGUGUGGUCAUGGCAAGUCUGGGAUACCCAGGAGACUAUGACAAAGGCAUGGAAGUAACAGGGCUGCUUCAAGCCAAAGAGUUAGGGCUGCAGGUGUUCCAUGCUGGCACAACACUGAAGGAUGGCAGAGUGGUUACAAGUGGUGGCAGAGUCCUCUCCAUUACUGCUGUUAAGGAGGAUCUGAUAACAGCACUGGGAGAAGCCAACAGGGGAGCAGCAGCAAUACGUUUCAAGGGUGCCACUUACAGGAGAGACAUUGGACAUCGGGGUAUUCGACUUCUCAAACAGUCUCUGUAUGUAAGCAAAGGCACUAGCAGUCAUUCAGAAGUAAGAGGCUUUGCUGGUUUCUUUGAUUUAAAAGCAUCUGGUUAUGAUGAUCCUAUCCUGGUAUCUCAAACUAAAGGCCUUGGACCUAAACUUCAGUUUUCUGUAUCUCCCAUCAGCACUGCUGGUUCCUACCAUGUUUUGCAGAUUGCACAAGCGUGUAAGAGACAUGACACCAUAGGUCAGGACCUGGUUGCCUUGUGUGUUAAUGACAUCCUGGCUCAAGGAGCAGAGCCCCUUUUCUUUCUCAUCUAUUUUUCCUGUGGCAAACUUGAUGUCAAAGUGACUGAAGCAAUCAAAGAAGGAAUAGCCGACGCAUGCAGAAAUGCAGGAUGUGCUUUCCUAGGCAGGGAGAUUGCUGAGGUGACUAGCAUGUAUUCUUCUGGAGAGUAUGACUUGGCUGGCUUUGUGGUUGGUGCAGUGGAGCGAGGGCAGAUGCUUUUGGGUCUGCAGCAAGCUGAUGAGGAGGAUGUGUUUAUUGGACUGGCCUCUUCUGGGAUUCAUGGCCGAGCCUUUACCAUCAUAAGGAAGAUACUCUUAAUGUCCUCCCUGCACUACUCCUCCCCAGCACCUGGCAGUUGUGGUGACAAGACUCUAGGUAAAACAUCUUUCUCUGAUGCAAGCCUCCAAAUGGAUCGUGCGUAGACGUUUUCAUAACUAGGUGCUGCCAAGGGUUGUUUAUUUCAACAUGUUUAUUAGUGUUAGUCAGUCUUUGGGAUAGGUAGGUCUUGCUUCGUUAAUUUUGGAGGAGUGGACCAGCACUGUUUGCUAUUUACAAAUCUGUCUGCCAGAAAGAUCAAGCAGAACUAAUUCAAAGAAUCAUUCCCAUCAAAACACGUAAUAAUUUUUUUUAAAAAACUCUUUGAAUUGACAUUUUUGUUUGCAGGAGAUGUAUUGCUGACUCCAGCAAAGCUGUACAGUCCAUCUUUGCUGCCUGUUCUUCGCUCCGGGCAUGUGAAGUCUUUUGUCUUUAUUGCUGAGGAAGGGUUGCUGGAAGGCAUCUCCCGAAUCCUGCCAGACCAUGUCAGUGCUGUCCUGGGUAAAUAUCAAAUAUGACUGUUUCUAUUUGACAAAAUUUAUAUUCCUACUCAUUGAAACAAUGAAAGAGAAGAAAGGAAGCUGCUCAAGUAGUCCAAAAAAGUCAG